Molecule: messenger RNA, 678 nt
Organism: Ostreococcus tauri
Lineage: Eukaryota; Viridiplantae; Chlorophyta; Mamiellophyceae; Mamiellales; Bathycoccaceae
Product: unnamed product
Exons: 1
Coding region: 1-678 (225 amino acids)
Source: RefSeq, a predicted model, not a curated record
AUGACACUGCGAACGACGGAGUUGAAAGCUCUCUCGGACUGUUGGUCGGACAUUCACGGCACGUAUGCAUAUUUCGCAACCUUCCAUAUGAAACAAGUAGCCAAAGUAUCGACUUCGUGGUCUAAGGCCGAAACUUUAACUCUUCUGUGGGAGUUGAACCGCUUUGCUGGAGGUGGAAACCCUGAUGUUCCUUACACUAUGAAAUGCCUGAAGAUAGCAGCCAUGCUACCAAACAAGCUUACUCGGGACGUGGCUAACCGGAUUCGUCAACUUGACGAGGCUCCUAGACUUGAGUCAGCUAAAAGUCUUCCUCUGCUAUUGCCUACUGGUGAAUCACAACGAUUCAAUAGUGAAAAUGCUAGGGGAAUUUCGCAGUACUUCAACGACCAUGGGAACUGCAAAUUACAAAAUUAUCAGAGCAGACGUGACUUAUUUACAAUGAACGAUGAGCUGAUACUGAACGCAGAGAAACUUUUAGCUGCUGGACAUGCAGAACAGAGUAAAGAAACGUUAGCAAAAAUUCUGUGCAAUUUACUGCAAAUGAACUUAACGCUGCAACGCAGAGGCUCUAUGUACACGAAAAUGCCUCGUAUGCCAGUUGAGGUUGACGCACGAGUGGCUAACUUGGUAGUUCAUUAUUGCUCAUCUGUAACUCACUCUCUGAACCGGAAGGCGUAG